Molecule: messenger RNA, 4912 nt
Organism: Pollicipes pollicipes
Lineage: Eukaryota; Metazoa; Arthropoda; Thecostraca; Pollicipedomorpha; Pollicipedidae
Product: epidermal growth factor receptor
Exons: 13
Coding region: 371-4912 (1513 amino acids)
Biological process (GO): protein phosphorylation; positive regulation of cell population proliferation; cell surface receptor protein tyrosine kinase signaling pathway
Cellular component (GO): signaling receptor complex; plasma membrane; basal plasma membrane
Molecular function (GO): transmembrane receptor protein tyrosine kinase activity; ATP binding
Source: RefSeq, a predicted model, not a curated record
GGAGCCGGGCCGCGGGCGCGAGGGGCGAGCGGACGACGAACGCCUGACGCGCCGGUGGGUGUGCUGCGAGCCGCGGGCGGACGGGGUCUUCGGCGACUGCGCGGGACACACCGACCGGCCGGACAAGACGGCACCGUCUUAGGAAGCAGAUUUGCUGUGGUGCUGAAGGUGUUGACUGUCAGUGGAGCUCGGGCGGGCGGCAGGCUCGCGGCGUCCGCAGGCGGUAGCGGAGGACAUCCGGUGUCGGGCAGUGGACGAGCGCGUCACUGUCGCCGGUGGCGUGGCCCGAGCGGCGGCGCCGGGAGCGCAUACAUUUUGGCGCGCUGCGUCUGAACUUGUAAUGCUGUCCAAGCGCCUGUGACCUGCAACGAUGCUCUUCCAACUGUAUUGGGUCGUGCUGCUCGCGGCGUGGGCGCUCCCCUGCUUGUCGCUGGAGGAGAACGUCUGCAUCGGCACGAGCGGACGCAUGUCCGUGCCGGGCAACCGCACCACCCACUACCAGAACCUCAGGGACCGCUACACCAACUGCACCUACGUAGACGGCAACCUGGAGCUCACCUGGCUGCAGGACGACCGGCUCGACCUCAGCUUUCUGCAGUAUAUCCGAGAGGUGACCGGAUACGUCCUCAUCUCCUACGUGGACGUGCAGCGGCUGGUGCUGCCCUCGCUGCAGAUCAUCCGCGGGCGGACAGUCUUCAAGCUGAACGUGCGUGACGAGGAGUUCUCCCUCAUGGUGACCAUGUCCAAGAUGCUCAGCCUGGAAAUGCCGGCCCUCAGGGACGUACUGGCCGGCAGCGUGGGCAUCUUCAACAACUACAACCUCUGCCACAUUAAAUCGAUCAACUGGGACGAGAUCCUGACCGGGCCGGGCGCGAUCGACGUAUACGUGUACAACUUCACGGAACGCGAGCGGAAUUGCUCGAGCUGCCACGAGUCCUGCCCGGCCGAGGGCGGCUGCUGGGGGCCCGGCGCCGACAACUGUCAGCGGCUCAGCAAGAUCAACUGCUCGCCUCAGUGCCACGGCGGCCGCUGCUUCGGUCCGGAGCCGCGCCAGUGCUGCCACCUCUUCUGCGCUGGCGGCUGCACGGGUCCCACCCAGUCUGACUGCCUCGCAUGUCGGAACUUCUACGACAACGGCGUCUGCAAGCAGGAGUGUCCGUCCAUGAUGCGCUACAACUCCAUCACGUAUUCGUGGGAGCCGAACCCGGACGGCAAGUUCGCGUACGGUGCCACGUGCGUGCGCGAGUGUCCCGAACACUUGCUCAAGGACAGCAGCGCGUGCGUGCGCGCCUGUCCGCCCAACAAGAAGGCUGUCAAGGGCGAGUGUGUUCCCUGCAACGGACCCUGCCCCAAGGUGUGCGAGAUCGGCAAGGACGGGAUUAUCCACGCCGGCAACAUCGACCACUUCAAGAACUGCACCAUCCUGCAGGGCUCGCUGCGGGUGAUGCAGCACUCGUUCGACGGCUACCAGGAGAUCUACAACAACUACUCUUUCGGGCCGCACUACGGCAAGAUGCACCCGCGCCGCCUGGAGGUGCUGAGCACGGUCCGCGAGAUCACCGGCUACGUGCAGAUCGACGCGUACCACCCCGAGUUCCGCGAUCUGAGCUUCCUGCGCGGCCUGGAGAUCAUCGGCGGCCGUUUCAAGUACGAGUAUUUCACGGCGCUUUACGUGAUCAAGACGUCGCUCGAGUCGCUUGGACUGAACGCCUUCCAGAAGGUGCGCUCGGGCGGCGUGCUGAUCGCCGAGAACAAGCGGCUCUGCUUCGCCGACGGCAUCAACUGGCAGGCGUUCAUCUCACACGACAAGAAGUCGCAGUCCUCCUACGACGUCAUGGUCGGGACGAACAGGAACGCCAGCGACUGCGCGGCCCAUGGCCUCGUCUGUCACGAGCAGUGCACCGAGGACGGCUGCUGGGCGGCUGAUGCCUCCAGCUGCCUGCGCUGUCGCCACUUUCGCGUCGGCGACCGCUGCGUGGAGAAGUGUGACCAGUCACUGGGGAUGUACCAGCGCUCGGAGGACACGUGCGACAUCUGUCACAAGGAGUGCGACGGCCCGUGCACCGGCCACGGGCCCGGCCAGUGCGUGCGCUGCAAGCACGUGCGCGACGGCCCGUACUGCGUGGCGCAGUGUCCGGCGACCAAGUACGACGCGGCGGGCGAGUGCCUGCCGUGUCACGCCAACUGCGUGAGCGGCUGCUCGGGCCCGGCCAACACGGUCGGCGAAGGCGGCUGCUUCAGCUGCGAGGGGGCUGUUCUGGCCAGCGACGGCUCAGUGGACCGGUGCCUGAACGUGAACGAGACGUGUCCGAUGGGAACCUACUUCGAGUUCGUCGGCUGGCAAAAGCAGGGUCCGCUGCGUGCCCUGGCUGGGAAGAGUAUCUGCCGCGGCUGUCAUCCACGCUGCAAAAACUGCACCGGCUUCGGGUUCCACGUGAACGUCUGCCACGAGUGCGUGCGCUACCGCAACGGCGAGCAGUGCGAGGACGCGUGCGAGGACGACUUCUUCGCCGACGAGGAGCGCCACCAGUGUCUGCGUUGUGCCAGCGAGUGUCGCGGCUGCUACGGACCCGGCCAGCGCUGCAAGGCCUGCAGGAACUACCGCAUCUAUCUGGACGCUGCUGAUGGCUCAACCAACAGCUCUGCCUUCAACUGCACGGCCCACUGUCCGGACUCGCACCCGCACAAGAUCUUCCCGGAGGAUGGCGAUGACCCGUACUGCUCGAGCGAGACGGAUGCGCUGCCACUGCACGGCUCGGGAGACAGCGUCACCAUCAUCGCGUCCUCAGUGGUUGUCACGCUUGUCGUCCUGCUGGCGCUCGCUACCGGCGUGAUCUGCAAGUGCCGCAGCGACAAGAAGAAGGAGGACAUGCUGAAGAUGACGAUGAUUAUGAGCAAAGAGGGUCUCAACGAGCCGCUCAAAGUGACUAACGUCAAGCCGAACUUGGCCAAGCUGCGUAUCGUCAAGGAGAUCGAGCUGCGCAAGGGCGGCAUCCUCGGCUUCGGCGCGUUUGGCACCGUCUACAAGGGUGUCUGGGUGCCGGAGGAGGAGCACGUGAAGAUCCCAGUAGCCAUCAAGGUCCUGCGCGAGGGCACUGGCGCCGACACCAACAAGGAGAUCUUGGAGGAGGCGUACAUCAUGGCGUCGCUGGACCACCCGAACCUGCUGCCGCUGCUGGCUGUCUGCAUGACAUCGCAGAUGAUGCUGGUGACGCAGCUGAUGCCGCUCGGCUGCCUGCUCGACUACGUGCGCAAUAACCGCAGCAAGAUCGGCAGCAAGCCGCUGCUGAACUGGUGCACGCAGAUCGCGCGCGGCAUGGCUUACCUGGAGGAGCGGCGGCUGGUGCACCGCGAUCUGGCUGCGCGCAACGUGCUCGUGCAGACUCCCAACUCGGUCAAGAUCACCGACUUCGGGCUGGCCAAGCUGCUCGACAUCAACGAGGAGGAGUACAAGGCGGCCGGCGGCAAGAUGCCCAUCAAGUGGCUGGCGCUCGAGUGCAUCCAGCACCGCAUCUUCAACCACAAGAGCGACGUCUGGGCGUUCGGUGUGACGGUGUGGGAGCUGCUGACGUAUGGCGGCCGGCCAUACGAGAACGUGCCGGCCAAGGACGUGCCCGACCUGCUGGAGAAGGGCGAGCGGCUGCCACAGCCCGGCUGCUGCUCCAUCGAGAUCUACAUGAUCAUGAUCAAGUGCUGGAUGCUGGACGCCGACUCGCGUCCCACGUUCCGCGAGCUGUCUGAAGAGUUUGCCAAAAUGUCGCGCGACCCCGGUCGCUACCUGGUCAUCCCCGGCGACCGGCUGAUGCGUCUGCCUUCCUACACACAGCAGGACGAGCGGGAGCUGAUGCGCAGCCUGGCCGCCUCGGCGCUGGACGGACCGACCGACGUGCUGGUGAACGCCGGCGAGUACCUGAACCCGCAGGGCCACACGGGCUUCAGCACGGCGGCGCCAUCGCUGCGCUCCGGCUACCCGGCGUCGUCGCUGGCCACGCUGCAGGACGAGGUGGACGAGUGGCCGCGGCCCGGCUCGCCGGCCACGUGCGCCGGCCGCCAGCCGCGCUGCUCGGCCGACGGCAGCGGCAAAGGACGCACUGACUCUGUGUCCUCCAGCCCCGGGGACUGCCUGCACUCCGCCGACGGCGAUCUGGGCGAUAACGACUGUUUCGAGCCGGCGACAGGCUACUCCUCGCUGCCGGUCGCCGGCGCGGGUACCUCCCACCAGGCCAUCGUGGCGGGGCUAAAGCUGCACCUGCCGCUCGACGAGGACGACUACCUGAUGCCCUCCAACGGACAGUGCUCGUCCGGAGGGUACAUGGAUCUGGCGGCAGGAUACCAGCCAGGCGAGUCUUCGCGGGCCCCCACCGCGCACCAGCACCCGUUCAUGGUCAGCAUGGACAACCCUGAGUACCACAUGGUGGCGAGUCGAGGUCUGCUGCACGGCUCGCUGGCCGGCGGCCCUCGUCACGGCUACGGCGCCGACUACGGCUACGGUCCGCUCUCAGAGACCGGGUACGCGGCCGGCGGCGCGGCCGGCCCGUUCGGCGGCUCGCCGCCGGCCAGCGGAGCCUACCCGAGCUGCGCGCACCCGGGCGCGCCCUUCGCGAGCAGCGCGCCACCUAGCGGGGCGUACCCGGCGCCCGCGCACGCCGCCGGGACGUUCGUGAACAGCGCGCCGCCCAGUGUGGCCUACCCGGCCGUCGGGCCGUCGCAUCCCGGCGGCCCGUUCGCCGCGAACUGCUACGGCGCGUCGUCGCCGAACUCUGUGGGCGUGCCCGUGGCGGAGGGCGUGGCCCGGUGGGCGGGACGUCGCACACCCGCUGACGAGGCGCCCUACGAGUACUACGGCGCCAUGGAGCGGGAGCCGGACGCCGCCGGGGCGGCCGACGCCUGCCCUAGCGAGACGACCGUGUGA